Eutrema salsugineum is the source of this 1245-nucleotide messenger RNA. RefSeq lists its product as uncharacterized. The coding region runs from base 177 to 803 and encodes 208 amino acids. NCBI's taxonomy places the organism in Eukaryota, Viridiplantae, Streptophyta, Magnoliopsida, Brassicales, Brassicaceae. The transcript has 2 exons. The record is from RefSeq and is a predicted model, not a curated record.
CCACCAUCUCUCUAACCUUCUCAAAUGCUCUCUUUCCUCUAUAAAAUCAUUUCACCACCAAAAACACACACUCCUCUCCACCGUAAAAAUCUACGGAACCCUAUAUAUAUCUCUUAUUAAAUUUCUCUAGAUCAAUUUAAUCGUAUCUGAAUCAUCAGCAGAAUAAUCAACAGAACAUGUAUUUUGAACAACUAUCACAAAAUAGUUAUCUUCAGAGACAGGGGAUAGUUGAGCAGCCUAGGCAGCCAGAGAACCAAAGAGCGUCUUCACCCCAAAGUCUCCGGAGUUUUGUACUGAUGAUGAAGGAACUUGGAACUACACAUUUUAAGGGAGAACCAAACAUGUUUGAAGCGGAUGCAUGGCUUCGGAACAUUGAAAAGAACUUUAAAGUAACUGAAUGCCCAGAAGAGUUCAAAAAGGACACUGCGGUUCAUUACUUAGUUGAGGAUGCUGAGUUUUGGUGGAAUGAUAUAGCAAGACAGUAUGGGAACGACGUACAAUCAUGGGAGGCAUUUCAAAACUACUUUGAAAGAAAAUACUUUCCAGCAGAAGCUCGGGAUCAACUAAAGCGGGAAUUCAUGGAACUGGAGCAGGGAGAAAAGAAUGUGUGGGAGUAUGAAGCAGAAUUCACUAGGCUACGACAGCUUGUGUUCUAUGGUCAAAAUGAUGAGGAAGCUGUUGUUCAGAAAUUUCUACGAGGGUUAGAUCCAGAAAUUGCUAGUAGACUUGUAGCAGGUACUUUCACAAGACUGUUUGAAUUGUAUGAGAAAGCAGUGAAAGUAGAAGCAGCAUUGUUAGCAUAAAGAGUUGGCAACACAAGGACGUAAGCAAUCCAAGAAACAGAGAAGAAAUGAAGCUAAGAAAUCAAACGGACAUAUCUACUGUCCAGGUCGUGGUCAGAAGUUUGCUAGGUUAGUCUCUGAGGUGAUCUGUUUCCGGUGUGGCGGAAAAGGACAUUUUGCUACAUCAUGUUCAAAACCCCGUAGGCUAGUUCCACCAACGGAGCGACUGGCUUUAAUGCCUCCUCCAAAACGUCAAGCUCAAGGUGCAUGGAUCAACACUAUGGAUGCUCUUGCUUCAUCUAGUGGUAACAAGGACCCCAUUGCGGAAUUGGAAACUUAAUCUGGUAUAAGUUAAGAAUCUAUCUUUUUGUCUGUACAGCGGCUACUGGUAUCGGCAAUGUACCAAUCAUAUGCUAACCUCUUUUACUACUCUUUUGGAAUCAUAUCAUCUCUUUUUGUUCCG